AUGUGCAAUAUUCUUAUGGAUGGUUUGGAAUUCGAUGCCAAUCAACAACAAACUCCCUAUUGCAAGAAGGAGAAAUAUUCAUCUAUGAUGGAAAGGAAACAGUAUCGGAUCUCGACACUAUCCAACAUUGCCUCAUACAAAGCGGAAAAUGCAUAA
This is a messenger RNA of Loa loa (African eye worm), 156 nucleotides long. RefSeq lists its product as hypothetical. The transcript has a single exon. NCBI's taxonomy places the organism in Eukaryota, Metazoa, Nematoda, Chromadorea, Rhabditida, Onchocercidae. Bases 1 to 156 code for a protein of 51 amino acids. The record is from RefSeq and is a predicted model, not a curated record.